GCAGGCGGUGCUUGAUGGGGGGGUGGGUGGCGGUGGCGAAGGGCUCGCGAAGGUUCCAGAGACGCGGCGUGCGGGAGGAGGGCUGAGGUUUCGCGCAGAGUCGGGUGUGCUCGUGGGCUGCGGGCACUGCGACUCGAGCUGGUGCGUUCUGCGCUCGGGGUGAGCGCACUCCGUGCGGCGUUUCCUGCCGUCGCCCCUGCGCCGCUGCAGCGGGGCGUUUCCUGCCGCAGCCCGACCAUGGCUUCAGCUGUGGAAGAGCUACAGAAAGAUCUAGAAGAGAUAAAGGUGCUGCUGGAAAAAGUGACUAGAAAAAGAGUGCGUGAUGCCCUGACAGCUGAAAAAUCCAAGAUUGAGACAGAAAUCAAGAAUAAGAUGCAGCAGAAAUCACAGAGGAAAGCAGAACUUCUGGAAAAUGAAAAGCCAGCUGCUGUGGUUGCUCCUAUUACAACAGGAUAUACAGUGAAAAUCAGUAAUUAUGGAUGGGAUCAGUCAGAUAAGUUUGUGAAAAUCUACAUAACCUUAACUGGAGUUCAUCAAGUCCCCACUGAGAAUGUGCAGGUGCAUUUCACAGAGAGGUCAUUUGAUCUUUUGGUAAAGAAUCUAAAUGGGAAGAGUUACUCCAUGAUUGUGAACAAUCUCUUGAAACCCAUCUCUGUGGAAGGCAGUUCAAAAAAGAUCAAGACAGAUACAGUUCUUAUCUUAUGUAGGAAGAAAGCAGAAAACACACGGUGGGACUACCUGACUCAGGUCGAAAAAGAAUGCAAAGAGAAAGAAAAGCCCUCCUAUGACACUGAAACAGAUCCUAGUGAGGGAUUAAUGAAUGUUCUAAAGAAAAUUUAUGAAGAUGGAGAUGAUGAUAUGAAGCGAACCAUUAAUAAAGCCUGGGUAGAAUCAAGAGAGAAGCAAGCCAAAGGAGAUACAGAAUUCUGAGACUUUAGUCUUUUUAGGAACUGUGAUGUGGAAAUACUGAUGUUUCCAGUAAGGAACUGUUGGUGAGCUGUGCAGAUAAACUUGACAUAUAACUACUUACUCAGCGUUCUUCUAAGUAAAGGCAGUGAAUUCUCCAUUUCCUGUUGGAGGAUUUAUUUAAAUAAAAUAUGCUUAAACACUUCUUCCAAAGAUGGUCUCCUUAGCAACCGGGUCAUUUUAUUCAAGAAAAGGGUAAUGUUGUAUUCUAGUGUGAAAUGUAAAGAAGCAAGUCUUGCCUAAUGAAAAUGCCACAUUGUGUGUAUUAUUGUUCAGCUAAGAGGUAGAAAGCAAAAGUUAUUGCUUGCCUUUCAGUUCCUGCCAUCAGCUCCCAGCAAUGUAAGAAUAAGUAAAAAUAAAACCUGAAUUUUUGCAUAAAA
Hippopotamus amphibius kiboko is the source of this 1346-nucleotide messenger RNA. RefSeq names its product calcyclin binding protein (gene CACYBP). Gene Ontology annotation, biological process: heart development. Gene Ontology annotation, cellular component: nucleus. NCBI's taxonomy places the organism in Eukaryota, Metazoa, Chordata, Mammalia, Artiodactyla, Hippopotamidae. The record is from RefSeq and is a predicted model, not a curated record. Bases 238 to 930 code for a protein of 230 amino acids. The transcript has 6 exons. Gene Ontology annotation, molecular function: ubiquitin protein ligase binding; tubulin binding; S100 protein binding.